Ricinus communis (castor bean) is the source of this 1907-nucleotide messenger RNA. Its product is annotated as ABSCISIC ACID-INSENSITIVE 5-like protein 1. Gene Ontology annotation, biological process: positive regulation of DNA-templated transcription. The record is from RefSeq and is a predicted model, not a curated record. Gene Ontology annotation, cellular component: nucleus. Gene Ontology annotation, molecular function: DNA-binding transcription factor activity. Bases 413 to 1489 code for a protein of 358 amino acids. Lineage: Eukaryota; Viridiplantae; Streptophyta; Magnoliopsida; Malpighiales; Euphorbiaceae. The transcript is spliced from 6 exons.
GUCACUCACUUCUCUCUCUCUCCGUUCCUCUCUUUCUCUGCCAAAGACAAAGAACCCACUGAAUUUUACCUCUUUCUCUCUCUACAUCCUUUUUCUUUUCUUUUCUUCUUCUUUAUUUAUUGCCCUUUUUCUUUGCUUUGUUUCUAUCGCUUUGCUUAUUGCUCCUUGCAUCAUAUAAUUACUUCUCAAGACACAACACAAACAUAUGUACUAACAAAAAAGAACAUAGCUUUUUCAUUACACUGCUGUAUAUAAACUUGAUUCUUUCCUCUUCUUUCUGCUAUUUGUUUUUUCAUGCUUAAAGUCCUCUUACCUCUCUCUAUCUCGAGUUGAUCAUCAUCAUCAUCAUCAGUUUCAGGGAUGAACUGAAGCUUAAAUUCCAAUACAAUUAUCUUUAUCAUACAAGAAGAAUAUGGUACUUUCUGAAUCAGACACUAUUGUCUAUGGCAGCAUUACCAAAUCAAACUCACCACCAUUAUCACAUCCACAGUCACAUUUACAAGACGAGUCAAUGAAGGAUGCUUCAUUUUCUCCAUUGAGUGGACAAAAUUCACUUUUGUCCCUUACUCUCAAUGAAAUCCAGCACAAGAGUGGCAAGAGCUUUGGUUCCAUGAACAUGGAUGAGUUUCUUGCUAACUUGUGGAGUAGUGUAGAAGAAAAUCAAGUUACUCCACAGCCAAAUCAACUCCAGCAUGCCAAAGACAAUGGUAGUGUAAUUAACCUGCCUCCAUUGGCGCGACAAGGCUCUUUCUCCAUCCCUGCUCCGCUAUGCAAGAAAACCGUGGAUGAGGUAUGGUUUGAGAUACAAAAAGAGCAACCGGAACGUCAAAAACCAAGCAAUAUUGAUGCUCGUGGGCCCCCUCAACGCCAACAGACGCUUGGAGAGAUGACGCUCGAAGAUUUCUUAGUGAAAGCCGGUGUAGUCCAGGAAGCUACACAGUCAGCAGGUUCAUCGCUGCAGAAAAUGGUUACACCUAUUCAAAAUAUUAAUGCAUGUUUGGAUGCAAGUUUUGGAAUGGGGCAAGUGAUGGGAAUGGGAUUUCCUACUGCCCAUCAAACUAUUGGAAACAGUUUCUCUACCGGCAACGGCUUCGCGCCAUACCAGAUGUUCCCUCAAAGCAAAGGGUUUAUAGGAGAAGCACCAAACAAUGCGAAAACCGAACAGGGUCAAACGGAAUUGGGCAUGCAACAAAACAAGAAAAGGAUAAUUGAUGGUCCACCGGAAGUGGUAGUAGAGCGGAGGCAACGCAGGAUGAUAAAGAAUAGAGAAUCAGCAGCACGAUCUCGAGCUAGGAAGCAGGCGUAUACGGUCGAGUUGGAAUUAGAGCUAAAUCAACUUAAAGAAGAGAAUGCGAAGUUAAAACUCCUUGUGGAGGAAAUCGAGCAAAAUAGAAAGGAAGAGGUUUUGAGGAGGAAGCCAUUGAUAAUGCCAAAAAAGAAGGUAGAUAAAUUGAGGAGCAUAAGGAGGACAGUGAGCUUGACAUGGUGAAUGAGAAAAAGAGAAGGAAAUGAUAAAAAUGCAGCUUGUAGGUACAAAUGGAGGCUGUUUACUGAUCAUUGAAGGUGGUCGAGCUUUUUGAGGGAAAUUUACGCAGCCAUGCAUGUGGUAAAGGUUGAAGCAAUCUGCCAUUGUCGAUCAGAGAGUAAAGAGAAGCUGUAGUUUUUAAACUCUGGCUGCUGAUUGAUAGAUGGACAAGAAUGAUGACACUGCGUGGUCAUGAUUAAUAUAUAUUUACAGUCAUUUCUACAAAACUUGAGGUAUUAUGAUUCUUGAAUGCCUGUACGGAGAAUGCACUGUUUCGAUGGGGUUUUCUAAAGUUUAGAAGGGAGUAGUGAUUAUAUUUUUUUUUUAGCACUAAAACAUUUUGAGAUAAAAGGAAUAAACACAAUAUCACAUGCGCCAUUCA